This is a messenger RNA of Glarea lozoyensis ATCC 20868, 1473 nucleotides long. Its product is annotated as MFS general substrate transporter. The record is from RefSeq and is a predicted model, not a curated record. Gene Ontology annotation, biological process: transmembrane transport. Bases 1 to 1473 code for a protein of 490 amino acids. The transcript is spliced from 5 exons. Gene Ontology annotation, cellular component: membrane. Lineage: Eukaryota; Fungi; Ascomycota; Leotiomycetes; Helotiales; Helotiaceae. Gene Ontology annotation, molecular function: transmembrane transporter activity.
AUGUCCGCACCACUCACGGAAGAAAAAGUCGCGCACGACAAAUCCCCUGAUAGCGGGAGUAACACGCCCUCUUUCUCCGAUGAAUCAAUCGACAAUCCCACGGGCAUUAGCGAAAAGGCUUUGUUAAGGAAAUUGGAUUACAAACUUCUGCCCGGACUGACGUUGCUUUAUUUGUUGAGUUUUUUGGAUAGGAGUAAUAUUGGAAAUGCGAGAUUAGAAGGAUUGACGGAUGAUCUUCAUAUCACGGGCAAUCAGUAUCUUUUUACGUUGACGGUUUAUUUUAUUGGUUAUGUUCUUUUUGAGAUUCCGUGUAAUAUUGUGUUGAAGAGGACGACGCCUAAAUUAUGGCUUCCAACCUUGAUGCUCGCUUGGGGCGUAGUCGCAACCCUCAUGGGACUCUGCCAUAACUUGGGAGGCUUCAUCGCAGCGCGCUUCUUUCUCGGUGUAACAGAGAGUGGUCUUUUCCCAGGUGUGGUUUUCUAUCUCUCCAUGUGGUAUAAAAGAACAGAAACACAUUACCGGGUGGCACUAUUCUUCUCCGCCGCCUCCCUUGCCGGAGCCUUUGGUGGCAUUCUAGCCUUUGGAAUUGGAAAGAUGAAGGGAGUUGCAGGCUUAGCUGGCUGGAGAUGGAUUUUCAUCUUAGAAGGAAUCCUCACCGUCAUCGUAGCCCUAACAGCCUACCUCUUCAUCCACAACUACCCCUCCACAGCCCCCUUCCUGACCGAACCCGAACGCACCCUCAUCCACGCCCGCCUCGCCCACGACACCGACGCCACCAACGACGAAAAAUUCGCCUGGUCCAACGUCCGCGCCGCCCUCGCCGACUACAAAUGCUGGAUGUACGGUUUCGGCUUCCACACCAUGUCUUUGCCGCUCUACACACUCUCCCUCUUCCUCCCCACCAUCAUCAAAGAACUCGGCUACAAAGCCGCCGAGGCACAACUCCUCACCGUGCCUCCCUACGCCGUCGCUACGAUCCUGACGCUGCUCGUCGCUGUGGCGUCCGAGAAAACGAAGAAGAGAGCCCCGUUUAUCCUGGCGUCCACUUCGUUGGCUAUUAUAGGCUAUAUAAUCCUCCUCACAGCUCCACGCUCCAAACCAGGCGUUUCGUACGUCGGUACCAUCUUCGCAGCCGCUGGCAUCUAUCCUUCCACCGCGAUCGUAUUAUCCUGGCCCGCUGCCAAUGUGUCAGGACAGUCCAAACGCGCUACAGCGACGGCGAUGACGAUCACGAUUGGGAAUCUAGGUGCGGUGCUAGGCACGCAGUUGUAUCGGCCAAAGACGAGUCCGCGGUGGUAUCUGGGACAUGGCUUUGCGUUGGGGUAUUUGGUGUUUAAUUUGAUUAAUACGGCGGCGCUUUGGGGGUUGUUGGAGAGGGAGAAUAGGGGGAAGAGGGUUAGGAUUGAGCAAGGGGAGAGGUCUGAGGGGGGAAUUGUGAGUGAUGAGGAUGUGAGGUUUUUGUUUCAGACGUAA